AUGUCUUGUGGUUUUUCAGAAACACAACACUGGUUUGACCAGAAGGCACCGGACUGGGGUUUUAAGUGGAUGUUUCCCCUUGGAAAACUUAAGGCCAAAAAAGGUGGGUUUCUGGUGAACGGAGAAGUCAAGAUUGUUGCGGAAAUAGAGGUUCUUGAAGUUAUUGGUAAAUUAGAUGUACCAGAGGAAGCAACGGAUCCUCUGAAAACGUUAAAGCGGAAUGAAGAUGGUGCAGUGUCUAGUACUUUGCUUGAGGAAACUCCAAAAGAUUUGGUCUGUAUCAAUGGGUUUCAAGUUCUUUCUUCACAGCUUGGACUCUACUAUGGCCUCUGUUUCGCCUGGGACAAAGGAAUUCGACGACUGGUGGCGGAAGUAGAUUCUGCAAUGGUGGUGGAUUUUGUUCAGACAGGGAUAUGUGAUACACAUCCAUUGUCAUUCCUGGUACACUUGUGCCAAAAGCUUUCUAUUGAAAGACUGGGAGCUUCGGACGUUUUGUCGGUGCUUCGAGAGGACGAGUGUGGAGUCUCGCAAGCACGGCGAGUCCGUGUGUAA
Microthlaspi erraticum is the source of this 552-nucleotide messenger RNA. Lineage: Eukaryota; Viridiplantae; Streptophyta; Magnoliopsida; Brassicales; Brassicaceae. The record is from the annotation of a GenBank genome assembly.